This is a messenger RNA of Asterias rubens (European starfish), 1251 nucleotides long. RefSeq names its product probable serine/threonine-protein kinase samkC. The record is from RefSeq and is a predicted model, not a curated record. Lineage: Eukaryota; Metazoa; Echinodermata; Asteroidea; Forcipulatida; Asteriidae. The transcript is spliced from 3 exons. The coding region runs from base 1 to 1251 and encodes 416 amino acids.
AUGAAGUCUGUCGUCCGCAACACCUUGAUUCGUCAUGCUUUCAACACCUGUGACCAAGGCAGGUUGAAGCAGGAACUGCACUACAUCUGGACAUCGCUACAAGACCUUCACAACAUCAGCCAGCCCAAGCCAAGCAUCUCGAAAGACGAAAGACCACAGUUCAAGACAUCCACAACCCUUCCAUAUACCAAGCCAUGUGAAGCCAGUGCAGAGGAACAGCUCUGCCCUCCACCAAGGAGGAUUAGUGUUGAGAUUAUAAUCACAUGGAUUGCUGAGGUUCAAGAACCAACCCUUCAAUCAAGAACCAACCAUUCAGUCAAGAACCACCCCUUUAACCAAGAACCAAUCCUUCAGUCAAGAACUAAUCAUUCAGUCAAGAACCAAUCUGUCAGUCAAGAACCAAUCUGUCAGUCAAGAUCCAAGCCUUCAGUCAAGAAACAACCCUUCAGUCAAGAACCAAUAUCCCUCAGUCAAGAACCAAUCCUUCAAUCAAGAACCAACCCUUCAGUCAAGAACCAACCUUUCAGUCAAGAACCAACCCUUCAGUCAAGAACCAAUAUCCCUCAGUCAAGAACAAAACCUUCAGUUAAGAACCUACCCUUCAGUAAAGAACCAAGCUCUAGAACCAUCCCUUCCAGUCAACAACCAAUCCUUCAGUCAAGAAUCUACCCUUCAGUAAAGAACCAAGCCCUAGAACCAACCCUUCAGUCAAGAACCAACCCUUCAGUCCAGAACCAACCCUUCAGUCAAGAACCAACCCUUCAAUCAAGAACCAAUCCUUCAGUUAAGAACCAACCAUCGGUCAAUAACCAAGCCCUAGAACCAACCCUUCAGCCAAGAACCAAUCCUUCAGUCAAGAACCAUCCCUUCAGUCAAGAAAAAAGCCUUCAGUCAAGAACCAAUCCUUCAGUUAAGAACCAACCAUCGGUCAAUAACCAAGCCCUAGAACCAACCCUUCAGUCCAGAACCAACCCUUCAGUCAAGAACCAUCCCUUCAGUCAAGAAAAACAGCCUUCAGUCAAGGACCAACCCAUCGGUCAAGAACCAAUCCUUCGGUCAAGGACCAACCCAUUGGUCAAUAACCAAGCCCUAGAACCAACCCUUCAGUCAAGAACCAACCCUUCAGUCAAGAACCAAUCCUUCAGUCAAGAACCAACCGUUCAGUCAAGAGCCAACCCUGCCAAUAACCCAAUGUUCAGAUUGCCAGAUCCACAAUCAACAUUAAAUGGAAGCUCAGGAAUGCUGCCUUAG